Eremothecium sinecaudum is the source of this 1422-nucleotide messenger RNA. RefSeq names its product polynucleotide 5'-phosphatase (gene CET1). Gene Ontology annotation, biological process: 7-methylguanosine mRNA capping; polynucleotide 5' dephosphorylation. NCBI's taxonomy places the organism in Eukaryota, Fungi, Ascomycota, Saccharomycetes, Saccharomycetales, Saccharomycetaceae. The record is from RefSeq and is a predicted model, not a curated record. Bases 1 to 1422 code for a protein of 473 amino acids. The transcript has a single exon. Gene Ontology annotation, molecular function: polynucleotide 5'-phosphatase activity. Gene Ontology annotation, cellular component: mRNA capping enzyme complex.
AUGUCAGAAGGGAUAAGAGACGAUGACCCUAGACAGGUAGCGUCUUCGACAACAUUGGUUAAUAAAAAACAGAAAAGCAGUGAUGCAAACGACACCAAAAGAAGAUUCGCGAAUGGUGAAGAUUUUAGCUCGAAUUCACCUUCCCAAAUAGAUGACGAAACAGAUACGGAUGCUGAACUUGGAGAGGUCGCGUUUGAUCAGAAUGAUUUUAAAUUUGACUUUGAACAGCAGGAAAAGCAGACUUCUAUUCCAGACGGACAAAAAGCUGUUAGUGCUAAAAAGGAUAAUAGCGCGGACACACCUGGAGAAAACAGCGAAAGGGAGGAGGAAUUGAACAGUGAGAAGGUAGUUGAAAGUAAUACGACCAACACGGCAAGGAAACCUAUGGAUAUUUUUGAUGAGAGAGCAUCUUUAGAGUCUAAGAAGAAUAAUCUGAAGAAAGAUCUGAAGAUUCUGCAUGAAAUUGCGUCGACGGCAAAGCCCAGUCGUUAUAAGGUUGCCCCAAUCUGGGCUCACAAGUGGAAACCUACUGUGAAAGCAUUGCAAAGUCUGGAUAGAAAAGAUUUUACACAAAUUGACGUGUCAUUCACGCAGGUUAUUCCAGACGAUGAUCUAACGAAAUCGGUCCAGGAUUGGAUAUAUGCCACUGUGCUGAGUGUUCCAGAGGAUCAACGACAGUUUAUAGAGUUGGAGAUGAAAUUUGGGAUGCUGAUGGACGGUGGUUCAGAUUCACAGAGAGUUAGUCCUCCGGUUUCAUCGCAGACAGUUUACACCGAAAUGGAUGCUAGGAUGAAGCCAGAUGUUGAUGAACGCGUGUUCUUUGAGCUUAACAGAUUUGUGAAGAGUAUAUCGGAGUUAAAUGAAAACACCGGCAAGUUUAAUAUUAUCGAGUCACACACUAAAGAUGAACUCUAUAGAGUAGGUGUUUCUACACAGAGACCGCGGUUUCUGAGAAUGAGUAAGGACGUAAAGACUGGACGUGUUGGCGCUUUUAUUGAAAAGAAACGUAUUUCCCAUUUGCUGCUGUUCUCUCCCAAGGACAGCUACGAUGUAAAAAUGUCAAUUAACCUGGAAUUACCUGUCCCAGAAAAUGACCCUCCAGAAAAGUAUAAAGAUCAUAUACCUAUUAGUGCAAGAACUAAGGAGCGUAUAAGUUAUAUUCACAACGAUUCAUGCACUAGAAUUGAUAUAACGAAGGUUUCUAAUCAUAACCAAGGAGUCAAGAAAAGCGAAAAUGAACUUACUCAUGAAAUCGAGCUAGAACUGAACACACAAGCGCUUUUAUCAGCUUUUGAUAAAAUAUCCCAUGACAGUAAAGAAUACGCGACAAUUGUACGGACAUUCUUAAACAACGGGACAAUCAUCCGUCGAAAGCUCACGUCGCUUUCUUACGAGAUCUUUGAGGGCAGCAAAAAACUUUAA